UCCGGGGGUCGACCGCUGGUUACCGCCGGGGCGGAGGCCUGGCGAUGGGAGCCCGCGUGCGGCUGCUGCAGACGGUGGACACCGAGUACACGGCCGACUCGGUGGAGUGGUGCCCGCUGGAAGGCUACAGGCACCUGCUGGCGUGCGGCACCUACCAGCUGCGGACGCUGGAGGACAGCUCUGACCGGGAGAGCCAGAGUGGAGUGGACUUCGAUGGGGAGCCUCCAGUCCGGUUAGGUCGUCUCUACCUGUACAGCUUCAGUGAGGAGAGCCCUGCUUCUCCUCUGGUUGAAGUCCAAAGAAGAGACAUGGCUGCAAUCCUGGACAUGAAAUGGUGCCACAUUCCAGUGGCUGGCCACACCCUCUUGGGCUUGGCAGAUGCUGGUGGAUCUGUACAGCUGCUCCACUUGGUGGACUCUGAGAAGAAUGCCUAUGCACUGCAGCCGUUCUCCAGCCUCACCCUGGGGGAGCAGAGUCUGGCCUUGUCCCUGGAUUGGUCCACUGGGAAGACAGGAAGGGCCAGUGGCCAGCCCUUGAAAAUCAUCAGCAGUGAUUCCAGGGGACAGCUCCACCUGCUGACAGUGAAUGAGGCUGGGCCAGGGCUGCAGGCGGAAGACUCAUGGCAGGCCCACCACUUCGAGGCCUGGAUCGCUGCUUUCAACUACUGGCAGACGGAGACCAUGUACUCAGGGGGUGAUGAUGGACUCCUGAAAGGCUGGGAUGCCAGGAGGACACACGAUGCACCUCUCUUCACCAGCAAGAGGCACUCCAUGGGCGUGUGCAGCAUCCAGAGCAGCCCCCACCACGAGAACAUCCUGGCUACAGGAAGCUAUGACGAACACAUCCUGCUGUGGGACACGCGCAACAUGCAGCAGCCGUUGGCAGACGUGCCUGUGCAGGGCGGCGUGUGGCGGCUCAAGUGGCACCCUUCCCACCCCCACCUGCUGCUGGCUGCCUGCAUGCUCGGAGGCUUCAAGGUCCUCAGCUGCCAGAAGGCUGUGGAGGAGAAGCAGGAUGCGUGUACGGUCUCAUUGUCCCACACGCUACACAACUCGCUGACCUACGGGGCCGACUGGUCCUGGCUUUCCCUGCAGCUGCCACCAAAAGCCCAGCAACUGGCCCCUUCAGCGUCCUUCCACCACAGCAACACGGGAGCCAGGCCAGCAGACUUGCAGCACAGCCUGAAGAUCCAAGGCACGUCAUUGGCCACCUCCCCAGAUCGUGCGGGGAAUGGAGACAGAGAGGGCCGUGCCUCACAAGCCAAGCUUGUGGCAGACGAUGUGAGGAAGGUUGGCAGCCAACUGCAUGUCACAGGGGGGAAGCCCUGUGACUGUGACCCCACCCUGGAAGGGACAAACUUAGACAUGAACCUCCUAGCCACGUGCUUGUUUUAUGAUCACGCACUUCACCUCUGGAAGUGGGAAGUGAGCUAAACUGGACAGGAGUUUGCUUGAACCCAUAAAGGCCAUUUCCACAAAUAAAAAGCCCCAUUUCCAUAAAGCUCCAUGCCCUUGGGCUGGCUCACCUAGUUCUUGCUGUGGCCCCUGCAGGCUGCUGUAUAGGUAGGUGUCUGUUUGUGGACCUGCCAUGUGGACGGUCAGGAAGGCCAUUGGCAUCUCUUAGACAAUCCUUCCCUGCGAAGCCAUCAGAAGCGGACAGGAUGAGCCACCUGGCAGGAGGGGUUUCCUCAUCCUGGGCCGCUUACUGGGCAUGGGAAGACCUGGUCUCUAGCUCUCAAAACUGUUAGUUGUUCAUGUAUUUUGACUUUGAGUAUUCAAACAAUUAUUUAUGUUAAUUAAAUGAUUUUUUUUUUUUUUUUUUUAAUGUUACAUCAUCACAAGUCAUUGUAAGUGAACAUUUAACAAGAUCACCUCCUGGCAAACCAGAGGUGCUUCCAUGAGACCCCUUUGCAGACAUAGGGAGAAAGCAAUACACACAUCAUAAACUUGAAAUAUGUGACAUGUUGUUGGUGUUAUUAGGUGCCGUUGAGUCAGGUCCGACUCAGAGCAACCUUGUGUACAACAGAGUGACACACUGCCUGGGCCUGUGCCAUCCUCACAACUGUUAUGCUUCAGCCCACUGUUGCAGCCAGUAUGUCAGUCCGUCUUGUUGAGAGUCUUCCUCUUUUUCGCUGACCCUCUACUUUACCAAACAUGAUAUCCUUCUCCAGAGACUGAUUCUUAGCGAAAACAUGUCCAAACUGUGUAAGAUGUAGUCUCAUCAUUCUUGGUUGUAAGGAGCAUUCUGGUUGUACUUCUUCCAAGACAGAUUUGUUCGUUCCACAGUAUAUUCAGUACUCUUCACCAGCACCACCGUUCAAAGGUUCUUUGAUCUUCAUUAUUCAUGGUUCAGCUUUUACAUGCAUGUGAGGCGACUGAAAACACCAUGGCUCGGUCAGGUGCACCUUAGCCUUAAAGGUGACAUCUUUGGUUUUUAACACUUCGAAGAGGUCCUUUGCAGAUUUGUCCAAUGUAAUGUAUCGUUUGAUUUCUUGACUGCUGCUUCCAUGGCUGUUGGUUGUGGAUCCAUGUAAAGUGAAAUCCUUGACAACUUCAAUCUUUUCUCUGGUUAUCAUGAUCUUGCUCAUUGGUCCAGUUGUGAGGAGUUUUGUUUUCUUUAUGUUGAGGCGUAAUCCAUACUGAAGGCUGUGGUCUUUGAUCUUCAUUAGUAAGUGCUUCAAGUCCUCUUCACUUUCAGCAAGCAGGGUUGUGUCAUCAGCAUAACGCAGGUUGUUAAUGAGUCUUCCUCCAACCCUGAUGCCCCGUUCUUCUUCAUAUAGUCCAGCUUCUCGGAUUAUCUGUUCAGCAUACAGAUUGAAUAGGUAUGGUGAAAGAAUACAACCCCGACACACACCUUUCUUAACUUUAAACCACUCAUUAUCUGCUUGCUCAACUGCCUCUUAUCUAUGUACAGGUUCCUCACGAGCACAAUGAUGUGUUCUGGAAUUCCCAUUCUUUGCAGUGUUAUCCGUAAUUUGUUAUGAUCGACACGGAGAGAACUUGUGAAGCAUUUCAUUGUACUUGGAUCCCAUAAUCAACAGCCAUGAAAGCAGCAGUCAAAAAAUCAAACAACACAUUGCAUUGGGUAAAUCUGCUGCAAAGGACCUCUUUAAAGUGUUGAAAAGCAAAAAUGUCACCUUGAAGACUAAGGGGUGCCUGACCCAAGCCAUGGCAUUUUCAAUUGCGUCAUAUGCAUGUGAAAGCUGGACAAUGAAAAAGGAAGACAAGAAGAAUUGACGCCUUUGAAUUGUGGUGUUGGCAAAGAAUAUUGAAUAUACCAUGGACUGACAAAAGAAUGAACAAAUCUGUCUUGGAAGAAGUGCAACCAGAAUGCUCCUUGGAAGCAAGGAUGGCGAGACUGCGUCUUACAUACUUUGGACAUGUUGUCAGGAGGGAUGAGUCCCUGGAGAAGGACAUCAUGCUUGGCAGUGUACAGGGUCAGCAGAAAAGAGAAAGACCCUCAACGAGGUGGACUGACACAGUGGCUGCGACAAUGAGCUCAAGCAUAGCAACAAUUGUGGGGAUGGCGCAGGACGGGGCAGUGUUUCGUUCUGUUGUGCAUAGGGUCGCUAUGAGUCAGAACCGACUCGACGGCACCUAACAACAACACAGUCGGAUGCCUUUGCAUAGUCAAUAAAACCCAGAUAAACAUCCUUCUGGUAUUCUCUCUUUUCAGCCAGGAUCCAUCUGACAUCACCAAUGAUAGCCCUAGUUCCACAUCCUGUUCUGAAUCUGGCCUGAAUUUCUGGCAGUUCCCUGUUGAUAUACUGCUGCAGCUGCUCUUGAAUCUUCAGGAAAAUUUUACUUGUGUGUGAUAAUGAUACUCUUGAAUAAUUUCCACAUUUGGCUGGAUUACCUUUCUUGGGGAUAGGCAUAAAUAUGGAUCUCUUCCAGUCGGUUGGCCAGGUGGCUGUCUUCCAAAUUUCUUGACAUACACGAACGAGCACUUCCAGUGCUGCAUCCAUUUGCUGAAACAUCUCAAUUGGUAUUCCAUCCGUUCCUGGAUCCUUGUUUUUCACCCUUGCUUUCAGUACAGCUUGGACCUCUUCCUUCAGUACCAUUGGUUCCUGAUCAUAUGCUACCUCCUGAAAUGGCUGAAUGUCGACCAAUUCUUUUGGUACAGUGACUCUGAGUUUUCCUUCCAUCUGCUUUUGAUGCUUCCUGUGACUUUUAAUAUUUUUCCUGUAGAUUCCUUCACUGUUGCAACUCGAGGCUUGAGUGUUUUCUUCAGUUCUUUCAGCUUGAGAAAUGCCGAGCAUGUUUUUCCCUUUUGGUUUUCUAUCUCCAGGUCUUUGCACAUGUCAUUUUAAUACUGUGUGUUCUGGAGCUGCCCUUCGCAAUCUUCUGUUCAGCUCUUUUACUUCAUCAUUUCUUCCUUUUGCUUUAGUGACCUGAUGUUCAAGAGCACGUUUCAGAGUCUCUCUUGACAGCCAUUUUGAUCUUUCUUUCCUGUUUUUUUAAUGACUGUUGCUUUCUUCAUGUAAGAUGUCCUUGAUGUCAUUCCACAAUUUGGUCUCCAGUCAUUAGUGUUCAACAUGUCAAAUCUAUCCUUGAGAUGGUCUCUAAAUUCAGGUGGGAUAUACUCAAGGUUAUAGUUUGGCUCUCCUGGAUGUGUUCUAAUUGUCUUCAGCUUCAACUUGAACUUGCAUUUGAGCAAUUGAUGGUAUUUCUGCAGUCAGCCCCUGGCCUUGUUCUUACUGAUAUUGAGCUGUUCCAUUGUCUUUCCACAGAUGCAGUCAAUUUGAUUCCUGUUUAUUCCAUCUGGUGAGAUCCAUGUGUAUAAUUGCCAUUUAUGUUGUUGAAAGACGGUAUUUUCAAUGAAGAAGUCAUUGGUCUUGCAAAAUUCUAUCAUACCAUCUCCAGCAUUGUUUCCAUCACCAAGGCCAUAUUUUCCAACUACCGAUCCUUCUUUGUUUCCAACCUUCAUAUUCCAAUCGCCAGUAAUUAUCAAUUCAUCCUGAUUGCAUGUUUGAUGAAUUUCAUACUGUAGAAGUUGGUGAAGAUCUUCAAUUUCCUCAUCUUUGGCAUCAGUGCUUGGUGUGUAAAUUUGAAUAAUACUCAUAUUAACUGGUCUUCCCUGUAAGCAUAUGGAUAUUUUCCUAUCACUGACAGCCCUGUACUUGAGAAUAUAUCUUGAAAUGUUCUAUUUGACAAUGAAUGGAACACCAUUCCUCCUCUUCAUUCCCAGCAAAGUAAACCAUAUGAUUGUCUGAUUUAAAAUGGCCAAUACCAGUCCAUUUCAGCUCACUAAUGCCUGAUAUCUAUGUUUACGCAUUCUACUUAUUUUUGAUGACUUCUAAUUUUUCCUAGAUUUGUGCUUCCUACGUUCCACAUUCCAAUUAUUAAUGGAUGUUUGCAGCUGUUGUUUUUGAGUCGUGCCACUUCAGCAGAUAAAGGUCCCAAAAGUUUGACUUCAUCCUCAUCAUUAAGGUCAGCUCUUCUUUGAGGAGGCAGCUCUUCCCCAGUCACCUUUUGAGUGCCUUGCAACCUGAGGGCCUCAUAUUCUGCGGCAAUAUCAGACAGUGCUCCGCUGCUAUACCUAAGGUUAUCACUAUUCACUUUUUUCAGAAAUAGACUGCCAGGUCCUUCUUCCUAGUCUUAGUCUGGAAGCUCAGCUGAAACCUGUCCACCAUGGGUCACCCUGCUUGUAUUUCAGUACCAGUGGCAUAGCUUCCAGCAUCCCAGCAACAGGCAAGCCCCCACAGUAAGAUAAACUGAGAGACAAGUGGGGAAUGUGACGUAUACAUGGCAAAUUAAUCACAUUUCCUCAUUGUGGCCAUAACAAACUGAUUAGAUUCCAAAUCCUGGCCAUGUGGUGACUGGGCGUGUGCGGCUGUGCAGCCAGUGCCUCUUGUUUGGCCGGAGGGAACUCUGGUUGAAUUAACAGGCCCUUAUUUUUUACUGAGUUAGUCUGGAGCCCUGGUGGAGCAGUGGCUAAGCAUUUGGUCGUUGACCAGGUCGGCAGUUGGAAUCCACCAGCCGCUCCUUGGAAACUCUAUGAGGCAGUUCUAUUCUGUCCUAUAAUAGGGUCACUAUGAGUCGGAAUCCACUCAGUGGCAAUGGUUUUGUUUUGUUUUUUCUACAUCUACUGGGAUACGUGUUCAGAGGCAGAAAGUUUACAUUUCUUCCCUUAUUUUCUGAUCAUACAACAUGCCAAUACAGGCUAGAGUCUAUGUAAUAAAAAUGAUAAAUUCCAGCUAAUGGCCCGUUUAUUUCAACCAAAAAAUGCUGGACCCUCUUUUAGAGGCUGAUUUAAGGAUGUUUAACCUAAGGGUUGGUUAAUAAAUAUUCAGCAGGAUUUUGAAGAGCUGAAGGAACCGUGCAUUGAAAUUGGAAUGAAGAGAUGAUUACAAGAGGAACCCUAGUUUUGGCACUGAUUCUUGUGUAGCCUCAUCUUCUGCAGGCCUCCCCCAAGCGGGACAGUUACUUUGACCUGAUGUGAAAAAACAGCUGCUUUGGAACCCAUUAAGAAUAUCCUCAUUGAUUCUUCCUUGGGUUGAAGAAUUUGAGGGAUGAAUGAACCAGGGUUAUCUCAACCUGCCUUGUAAAUUCUUUUCUCCCUGUAAGCUAAGUGAUGUGUUCUUGCUAUUGGCAUACUCCCAAAACCUUUCGUUUGGGGCGACGUCUUCCUCUAAAGAGUUUCAAAAGUGACUGGAGCAGUGCCUCGGUCACUAACUAACCUGUUACCUGGCACACUUUCACAACAGUCUGAUGCCAAAAACAGACACUACACAGAACAACUUUAUCUCGGA
Loxodonta africana (African savanna elephant) is the source of this 6751-nucleotide messenger RNA. It is a transcript of the gene DPH7, whose product is annotated as diphthamide biosynthesis 7. Gene Ontology annotation, cellular component: cytoplasm. Gene Ontology annotation, molecular function: protein binding; diphthine methylesterase activity. Gene Ontology annotation, biological process: protein histidyl modification to diphthamide. The record is from RefSeq and is a predicted model, not a curated record. Bases 45 to 1433 code for a protein of 462 amino acids. The transcript has 9 exons. Lineage: Eukaryota; Metazoa; Chordata; Mammalia; Proboscidea; Elephantidae.